Molecule: messenger RNA, 4284 nt
Organism: Blastomyces dermatitidis ER-3
Lineage: Eukaryota; Fungi; Ascomycota; Eurotiomycetes; Onygenales; Ajellomycetaceae
Product: beta-1,6 glucan synthetase
Exons: 7
Coding region: 1902-3833 (643 amino acids)
Biological process (GO): fungal-type cell wall organization; (1->6)-beta-D-glucan biosynthetic process
Cellular component (GO): plasma membrane; endoplasmic reticulum membrane
Molecular function (GO): glucosidase activity
Source: RefSeq, a predicted model, not a curated record
GUAAUGUAUGUAGUGUACAAUACAUACAUUACAGUACUAUGGUUGCGACCUCUGUCAGCAGUAUGUAUGGUAUAGUUGAUAGGAAAAUGUGAAGGAUCCAUGGCGCGGAUGGAGUACUCAGAACACCAAACAGUGGGAUCGUUAACUUUAUAUAUCUGAGUGCGGUGUGGCAGACAGCGGAUGGGAUGUUAGGGCUACCUCCAUGAAAUAAUAGCGAAGAAACUGCUGGCUUCCGCGUCAUUGAUCGAGUUUGACAUAUUCGGUCUUUAUUGGCAACAUAACAUGCUCCACGCUCCACGCCUGAAACAUCCUGUUUGGGGGAGGAGGAGGGGGAGGUGAUAUUUAUUUUACGCUGGCUUUGGUGGAGCAAGAUCGCAGGAAGUUUUUCAUUCUUGCUAAUGUGGCAGUUAAUAAUUAACAUUUUUUUACUGUUGGAAACCAGACCCCUGAUCUCCGUGGGUUGAACCUUGCUGAUGUCACUGUCUCAGAAAUUGGCGCAUUGUUUUGUAGGCGGAUACAUAAAGCUUGGAUGGAAGAAGUCAUAAGUCAUGGAAGGGUGUGUCUCGCUUCUCUCUAUGCGCGCCUAAAACCAGGUUUUGUUCCCAGGUUUUACUUUAUUUUUCUUAUAUAGUUACCUAUUUAUUCAAUUGACGCAGCACAUGAACAUGUACAUACAUCAUACAUACAUAUAUAUGUAUAUAUAUAUAUAUAGGGAGAGUACAAUUAUUACAAUAUUACUACUGCUAAUACACGCAUACUGCUGAGUAGAAGCUGCGACGGGGCAUACGUCAGCUGUCAUUUAUAGUUAUCCCGCCGUUUUCUUUCUUUCUUUCUUUCUUUCUCUCUUUUGUCUGUCUCUCUGUCUGUCUUUCUUUCUCUCUUUUGUCUGUCUGUCUGUCUGGUCUGGUCUGGGCCAAUCCUGGCUCAACGGCGCUGCUCUGUCCACUCUCGUUCUUCGGACCACGCAGACUGCAUUGUAUCACCCUUGAUCCCGCCCCUGCAUCCCAGCCGUAACAGCCGUCGAAUCAAGAGGAGAGAGUACUUUAUAAAAAGAGCCCAGAGAGUGAUCACUGAUCAGCCACCUGAUUAGCUUCUCACUGGUCUCCGGCACUACUGCAAACUCCCGCUGGUUUCGCGGCACUUGUCAAGGCCGAUUAGCCUCCUGCAACGAGCACUCCUCCACACCCAAAUCAUCGUCAGGUUCACAACUGCUGGGGACUCCGUCUGCGGGAGCGUGAAUUGAGGCACGGCACGCAUACUGGAUCAGCCUGGCUGUUGUCAAUUGAUCAAUCGAGUCAAUCCAUCCUCUGCCUUGCCUUGCCUUGCCUAUCGACGCAGCCUACUAGAAAACGGGCAAGAAUUCUGCUGGUAUUCACUCAAUUGGUAGGACAGCUGCAAGUCUAGAAAAACUGAGAUAUCGUUCUCUUGCCGCUCGUUUUAUCUGCACGUGCCGUCCCCGUCUGUCGUUACAGAUCGCCUGCUCGGCACGUUGUAUCUUGUCGUCGUCUCCCCGGCUACUCACGACAAGCAUCGCAUUUCACAUUGCGCGACUGGAGAACUUUUCUGGUCAUAUUCCUAGCCAUUCUUAGGUCUAAUUAUGGACCUGGUGGAGUCAAAAAAAUAAUCAAUCGGUUCACCCUCGAUUUCUCCCUCUUCUAGGACAUGGUCUUUCCGGAAUAUUUGGUCGUGUUGGGUUUCUCCUCUUCAGAUAUUUCCCGGUGCUUUUUCCAUUCCUUUUUGGCCCCUGUCGGGUAACGAAAUUCAUCGAGUAGCGGAAGGGGGACACGGUUGCCCUAUUGCAGGAGUCUUUCCUCAAUCCCGUCCGAUUGGGAAGGGACGAAAAAUAGUACGCAAAAGUGACCCACUAAUCGACUUUUACCUCGACCAAAGAUCUUAGCACCAUGCGACCAAAACAAAUUGGUAAAGCUCCUCCUACCGAGCUGACGCCCACAUUCGAAGUAACCUCUGGCCAGCCGGACCCUUUCUUAACUCCAAAUGCCUCUUCUUCCUCCCUGAUUUCCCCUCUGCAGCCUCCUUAUUCCCCAGCCUAUCGACCGGUCUCUUCGCAUGGCACUGACUCCUCAGAAUACCUGGCACUCCCCAAUCCCCCGCAGCGGCAGCGCGACGAGAGGCAUGGCUCAGCUGAAUAUUCGAACUUACCGUCACGAGUAACAAGUUGGAGCUCGGAGGGAGGUGUCGUUCGAGAGGGCACCGGGUAUGCUUUCAAUCCAAUGUGGGAAAGUCGGAGUCACUCCCGAAUAGCCUCAGACGACGACCCCGUAACGACUCAGACUGUCGUGGAGAAAUAUGCCAUUUUUCCAAAUGAAAAUCUGCUGAUGUUUCCCGAGGAUGUAGAGAAGGAUGACUAUUUGCAUAAUCCGGACCCAAACGAUGAGGAUAGAGACUGCACUGUUUGUACUCGGAGAGGUGCCGCUAAUGUGCUGGGGCUCGCAGCUGUGGUCUUGGGGAGCUUGUCGCUUCUCAUUAUUUAUCCCAUAUUGACGCUUAUGGAGAGGUCGCGCCCCAAUACAUCCGUUUGUGCUGGCAAUCCGCUGUGUUUGGAUGUCGGCCCUAUUCCCCAUCUUCAAAACAUUCGAACAUCCCUUAUAGACCCGGAUACGCCGGAGUCCGCUAAAUCAAAGAUAUCUGCGGAUGGGAAAAAGUGGAAGUUGGUGUUCUCGGAUGAAUUCAACAAGGACGGACGAACGUUCUAUGAUGGGGACGACCCUUUUUUUCAAGCCGUUGAUAUUUGGUAUGGAGUGACGCAGGACCUAGAGUGGUACGACCCAGACGCUGUUACCACCAAGAACGGGAAGCUCGAGAUCCGCUUCGAUGCCUUCAAAAACCACGGACUAGAUUAUCGGUCCGGCAUGGUCCAAUCUUGGAAUAAACUGUGUUUCACCGGUGGGCGUUUGGAGGCGAGCAUAUCACUUCCUGGAAGGGGUGAUACAUCUGGGUUCUGGCCUGGGUUCUGGUCCAUGGGCAACCUCGGCCGGCCAGGAUAUGCUGCCACGACGGAAGGGAUGUGGCCGUAUAGCUAUGCCGAUGUAUGUGAUGCGGGUAUCACGCCCAACCAGAGCUCGACGGAUGGGAUUAGUUUCCUGCCUGGUAUGCGCCUCCCCGCCUGCACGUGCAACGGCGAAGAUCACCCGACCCCGGGUAAAUCACGAAGUGCCCCUGAAAUCGAUGUUAUUGAAGCAAAUGUGCAUGCCUUGGAUCCGGACACCCCGUCCAAUGUGGGAGAUGUAUCGCAGAGUGUUCAGGUUGCGCCGUUUGAUGUGUGGUAUAUGCCUAACUUUGAGUUCUACGAACUUUAUGACCCCAGAAUAACCACUAUAAACAGCUAUCGAGGCAGUCCAUACCAACAAGCAGUCUCAGGCGUAACAAACUUAAACAAUGACUGGUACGAUGGCAAAGCCUACCAAGUCUACGCCUAUGAAUACAAACCCGGACCCAAGGGUGAAAUAAACUGGUUCGUCGGCGCGGAUAAGACCUGGAAAGUGGACGCGCGCGCCCUGGGGCCCAACGGUAACGUCGGCCAGCGCAUCAUCCCGACCGAGCCCAUGUCGAUCAUCAUGAACUUGGGCAUGUCGAAUACAUUCGCGUACGUGAACCUGACUGGGUUGACGAAGUUAAUGCCGGCUACAAUGCGGUUUGAUUACGUGAGGAUUUAUCAAGAUCCGGAUGCAGUGAGUGUUACGUGCGACCCGCCCGGGUGGGAGACAACGGAGUAUAUUAAGGAUCAUCUGAAUGCUUAUGAAAAUCCGAAUCUGACGAGGUGGGAUGACACGGGCAACGCAUGGCCGAAGAACUCGUUCAUGCACGGAUGUUGAUGAAAGUUUUGCUAUAAUGUUACGUUAUACCGACACGCUAUACCGACACGACACGAUAGGACCCAAGAAGAUAAAAAUGACCUAAACUAACAUUUUCGAUGAAGAAACGGACGGAAGUUGUAAUUAUUAUACCCCUCGGUUGUUUAUCUUCUUUUUUUUAAGCUCUUGGACCUUGUCUUGGUGGAUGUUUCUUGUACUCUUCUUUUUUUCUCUGUGUAUAUUUACCUUUUUUUUGUUAGCUUUCUUGUAUAUUUUAGGGAGUGCGAACACAUACACACUGUAUAUGUAUGUACGUUAGUGACACGCGUCGGCGUCAGAUUGACAUAUUAAGUCAUUCCUGUGUACUAUCAUUAGCAGCUUGGGAGGGUUUUUCAUUUUGUCUUCUGCUUUUUUUUUAAUUUCAUUUUCCAUUUUUUCAUCUGCUGAAAAUGUAAUUUUAAAUAACGACGAU